This is a messenger RNA of Onthophagus taurus, 949 nucleotides long. RefSeq names its product jagunal (gene jagn). Gene Ontology annotation, biological process: vesicle-mediated transport; endoplasmic reticulum organization. NCBI's taxonomy places the organism in Eukaryota, Metazoa, Arthropoda, Insecta, Coleoptera, Scarabaeidae. The record is from RefSeq and is a predicted model, not a curated record. Gene Ontology annotation, cellular component: endoplasmic reticulum membrane.
CGAUGAUAUGAUGAUAUGAGAUAAAUUUUGUUUUAAAUGAUCAAAUGCUUUCAUUAAACGCCACGUGGGUGCCAACUUACGGUUUAUUUGUGGAUAUUAUCGAGCUCGGUGUGGUACGGGACGGACUUUCUUGGCGUUAUUUUCGUUCAUGGACUGAAAUAAAAAUACGAAAAUGGCAACAAAAGGACUACAUUAUAUUCCUCCGGGUUCCGACGGAACCGAUCAUAGCUACAGACAAAGAAUAGCGGCCCAAUAUCAAAUAAGUGCUUUGAAUAAGUCGAGAUUAAAACAUUCAAUAUUCUUUCAUUAUAUGCUGUUCUUUGUAAUGUUAGCUAAAUUAUCUGCUGACAUAUUAGAUAAAUUAGAUAUAUUUAUAUUAGAAAUUGAGGAAUUAAGGAUUCCUCAACCGUUAUGGUGGGAAUAUAUAUGGUGUGUUAGUCUAUUAUUCUCGUUUUUGGGUUUAUCAUCUGUAAGAAAAAAUAAUCCAAAACAUAUGAAGCAAUAUUUAUUUGGUUUGAUCGCUUUUGGCUAUUUACCAUUACUUUAUGCGAUCAUUUAUUAUUUUAGAGAUGUAUGGACUUAUAUGAACGCUGAUCCUGAUGAGGAUCAAGAAGAAAUUGAUGAAAUACACAUGUGGCAAGGUUUACCCUAUGGUUUAUUAUGGUAUGUAUUCAUAAUAGGGGCUUUACAAGUUCAUAGCUUUUCAAUGUAUUUUGCUCUCAACUUGAUCAAAGCAUGGAAAUCCAGAGGUGCCAGAAAAAUCGAUUAGUACUUUUCCAUAACUUUUUGUUCUAUUAAUAUAUUUCAUAAGGCACAUAAAAAAGACUCAUUUUCCUAAUCAAAUGUGUUCAAGACAUUCUUACAUCUCAUUUUGAGCAUCUAAAAUUGUCGUUUUCCAACGUUACAAUUCUUGUUAAUCAAUUUCAAAUAAACUAUUAUUGUUAUUAAA